This is a messenger RNA of Saccharomyces kudriavzevii IFO 1802, 1062 nucleotides long. It is a transcript of the gene FUS3, whose product is annotated as mitogen-activated serine/threonine-protein kinase FUS3. Gene Ontology annotation, cellular component: cytoplasm; nucleus. Gene Ontology annotation, biological process: intracellular signal transduction; protein phosphorylation. Gene Ontology annotation, molecular function: ATP binding; MAP kinase activity. Bases 1 to 1062 code for a protein of 353 amino acids. The transcript has a single exon. The record is from RefSeq and is a predicted model, not a curated record. NCBI's taxonomy places the organism in Eukaryota, Fungi, Ascomycota, Saccharomycetes, Saccharomycetales, Saccharomycetaceae.
AUGCCAAAGAGGAUUGUAUACAACAUAUCCAGCGACUUCCAGUUGAAGUCGCUGCUGGGGGAAGGCGCCUACGGUGUGGUGUGUUCCGCGACGCACAAGCCCACAGGAGAAAUAGUGGCAAUCAAAAAGAUCGAGCCAUUUGACAAGCCGCUCUUCGCUCUGCGCACGCUGCGUGAAAUCAAGAUCCUGAAGCACUUCAAGCACGAGAAUAUCAUAACGAUUUUCAAUAUCCAGCGCCCAGACUCGUUUGAAAACUUCAAUGAGGUGUACAUCAUCCAGGAGUUGAUGCAGACGGACCUGCACCGUGUGAUUUCCACGCAGGUUCUGAGUGACGACCAUAUACAGUAUUUUAUAUAUCAAACCUUGAGAGCGGUGAAAGUGCUGCAUGGGUCGAACGUGAUUCAUCGCGACCUGAAGCCCUCCAACCUUCUGAUAAACUCCAAUUGCGACUUGAAAGUGUGCGAUUUUGGGUUGGCGAGAAUCAUCGACGAAGCGGGCGCGGAUGAUUCAGAGGCCACGGGCCAACAGAGCGGUAUGACGGAGUACGUGGCCACGCGUUGGUACAGGGCUCCCGAGGUGAUGCUGACCUCUGCCAAGUACUCCAGAGCCAUGGACGUGUGGUCGUGCGGGUGCAUUCUCGCAGAACUGUUUCUCAGACGUCCCAUCUUCCCCGGUAGAGACUACCGGCAUCAGUUGCUGCUGAUAUUCGGCAUCAUCGGCACGCCGCAGUCAGACGACGACUUGCGCUGCAUUGAAUCACCGCGAGCUAGAGAGUACAUAAAGUCGCUGCCAGCGUACCCGGCGGCGGCGCUGGAGAAGAUGUUCCCGCGGAUCAACCCGCAGGGAAUAGACCUCCUAGAGCGGAUGCUGGUCUUUGACCCUGAGAAGAGAAUCACUGCCACGGAGGCGCUGGAGCACCCGUACUUGCACACGUACCACGAUCCGAACGACGAACCUGAGGGCGAGCCCAUCCCGCCCAGCUUCUUUGAAUUUGACCACUACAAGGAGGCGCUGACCACCAAGGACCUGAAGAAAUUGAUCUGGAACGAGAUCUUCAGCUAG